Messenger RNA from Solanum tuberosum (potato), 2044 nucleotides. Its product is annotated as phosphatidylinositol/phosphatidylcholine transfer protein SFH11. The record is from RefSeq and is a predicted model, not a curated record. Bases 558 to 1940 code for a protein of 460 amino acids. The transcript is spliced from 11 exons. NCBI's taxonomy places the organism in Eukaryota, Viridiplantae, Streptophyta, Magnoliopsida, Solanales, Solanaceae.
AUUUCUUCUUACAUUGUGUUAUUGUGUAUGAUAUAAUGUUCUAUGAUGUUUAGAUUUGAUAUUAGUUGCAACCCCCCUCCCCUUAAUGUUGUAUGGAAAUGAAUGUUGCCCCUCUAAAGCCAAUAUCCACGAGAUGAGUGAUCGUAGAGAUGCAAAUGUUAGGAUGAAUAUGCGGUGUUACAAGAUUAGACAAGAUAAGAAAUGAUCAUAUUUGUUAGAAGAUGUAAGUAGCUCACAUAGAGGAUAGAAUGAGGUAGACCUAAAUUUACGAGGAAUGAAGUUAUCUCGUAAGAUCUAGCAAAAGAUAGAACACGAGGAAAAUUGAAAACUAGUGUGCUUAUGGAAGACUGAUCUUCGUAAUGUUAAAGAUAUAACCACUAAAGUGUAUUAGUGAAACCUCUAGUAGUGUUAGAUUAUCUUUUGAUACAGAGUAUUGAGAAUUCACAUUGCUGAUCCCAACUAUAGCCAGGGAUUGAGAUAUGAACUUGUGCUUUAAUUUCAUGAUUCGCAAACUAAAACUUGAUUCUGUUGUUUGUUUACAGUUUAACUAGCUACACAUGCGUACAUCCAAAGAAACGUUUAAGGAAAUACUAAUUUCCGCUGGCAUUAAAGGAAGCAGACAAUCUUCAAGUUCUAAUAAAGAAGGAGAGUCUACUAAACAGAAGGCCAAAAUUCUCCAUCCUCCCAUAGAAACUUUUUGGCAUUUACCUCCAACAAAAGAGCACAAGAGGUCUAUCAAAUCAAGAACCGCGAAAACCAUAAUGUCUUUGCCAUUUAAGAGAAAGAGCAAAGAUUUGCAAACAAUUCUUGGAGGAUCACAUGAUCCUAAGGAUGAACAAAUUGUUGAUUCAUUUCGUGAGUUGCUUUUUCUUGAGGGUCAGCAGAUAGAUAAAAACAAUGACUACCAUACACUUUUAAGAUUUCUUAGAAUGAGGGAUUAUGAUCUUCCAAAAUCAAAGAACAUGUAUUUGAACUAUUUGAAGUGGCGAGAGGAGUUUCAUGUGGAUGAAAUUUCCAAGGAAUUCAAGUUUGAGGAAUUCAAUGAGGUUAAACAGUGUUAUCCUCAUGGAUUUCACGGAGUAGAUAGAUAUGGUCGACCAAUUUACAUUGAAAGAAUUGGAAUGGUAAAUCUCACUAGGCUACUUGAAGUAACUACUAUUGAGAGAUUUGUGAAAUAUCAUGUGUCUGAACAAGAGAAAACAUUGAACUGGAGAUUCCCUGCAUGUUCACUUGCUGCAAAGAAACAUAUAGCUUCCACCGUCAGCAUAGUGGAUGUGAAGGAUGUGGGAGUUUCAAGUUUUUCGAAGCCUGCAAGGCUUCUCUUUCUGGAAAUUCAGAAGAUAGACAGUCACUAUUAUCCAGAGACGUUGCAUCGCCUUUUUAUCAUUAAUGCUGGAUCUGGUUUCAAAGUUCUGUGGAAAGCAAUCAAGGCAUUUCUUGAUCAACGCACCCUAGCAAAGAUUCAAGUGCUCGGGAGCAACUACACGAAGGCCUUACUAGAAGUUAUUGAUCCAAGUAAUCUUCCAACUUUCCUCGGUGGCAACUGCACAUGUUCCGACUAUGGAGGCUGCCUCUUUAGCGAUAAAGGACCGUGGAAUGACCCUUCAGUUACAACUAUACUUCAGGCAAUGCUUGAAGCCGAAGAGGAGAAAAUCGAUGAUGAACAGAAUUGUUCUGCCUCAAAAGAUUCCUUUGGUGGUGUUACUGCAGAUAAUGUAAGUAUUAAGGAUGUCUAUGAUGUGACUCCAUCAAGAGAUGAUACUUUUGGACAGCCAGUUCUACAGAAGAUCCUAACACUUCAAAGUGUUGUCAAUGACACAAAAUCAAAAAUCCAGGCAUUGGUAGCUGCUCUUAAGGACACAACAUCGGUGAUAGAAGGACUUGGACAACCAAUUGAAGAGCUGAAAAAACAAAUAUUAGUAUCAAAGUCAAGAGCAUGAGUUACCAAAUGAAGAAUUUCAAUCUUUUUUUUUGAAGUUUCUUGCUGUUGUCAAUUGAUUUUAAAUAAAAAAGAGUAACUAUGUUAAAUAAGGCAACCUGUUUA